AUGAAGACAUUCUUUACCCCAUCCUCACUCAUCACCGCUCUACUGGUGCUCUUGUCUCUAGCUGCCGAUGCGCGUAGUACUCCUGUCGUGCCAGUCCGGAGCAAUGGCGUACACCUGCCGGUCGCGAAACGCUUCAACUUCACCGGAGCUGCGAAAAUCCUUGAACGGGACCAGGCGAGGGUGCGGAAAUUGCGCGCUCGAGCGGCUGCUCGUCUCAGUGGCGAAACGCUGUCACCCGACGUCGGAGCGGCGAGCGUGCUGGCGCUAAACCAGGCUACUCAGUACGUUGUGACUGCAGCCAUAGGCACGCCACCCACAACGUAUGAGCUUGUCGUCGACACCGGGAGUGGGAACACAUGGGUCGGGGCGGGACAAGUCUUCAGACAGACGUCGAGUACGCGUCAAACCCGAGACCAUGUGGUCAGUGUCAUUUUCACCGACUCUUUCCAGUUGUCGUCCUCUCUGCCAUUUUCGGGGCAGUCUUUUGGCGUUGCCUCAGAGCAAAACGUUGUUCAGGGCGUGGACGGAAUUCUUGGGCUAGGUCCAGCAGCCCUCACCGUCGGGACGCUCAGCCCAGACUCCAACUUGGCGCUCGCGACGGUUACCGACAACCUCUUUUCCCAGGGUGUGAUACCCCAGGAUAUGGUGGCGAUAUCCUUUCAGCCCACAGACACGCCGAUGAUCGUUAACGGCGAGCUUACUUUUGGGGGCACGGACACGAGUAAAAUCACCGGAACGAUCACAUUUGCGCCUAUCACGUCCACGAGCCCCUCGUCACUGUUCUUUGGGAUCUCCCAAACUGUCAGAUACGGAACAUCCACAAGGCUCUUGAACAACGCCCCCGGGAUCUUUGACAGCGGCACUACGCUUGUCCUGCUCGCCACAGACGCGUUGAAGACCUAUACGCAAGCUGUCGGCGCGGUCUUCGAUAACACUACGCAGCUCUACCGCAUUACAAACACGCAAUUCUCGAACCUGCAGAGCCUGUUCUUCACCAUCAAUGGGGUCGUCUUCGAGUUCACCGCCAAUGCACAGAUCUGGCCCCGUGCUCUCAACGCUUUGAUUGGAGGCAACACGGACAGCAUCUACCUCAUCAUCGGCGACAUCGGCUCCUACUCGGGCUCGGGUUUGGACUUCGUCAACGGUCAAACAUUCAUGGAGCGCUUCUAUACCGUCUUCGACACGGAGAAUCGCCGCGUCGGUGUCGCGAACACACCGUUUACGCGGGCUACGACCAACUGA
Molecule: messenger RNA, 1242 nt
Organism: Trametes versicolor FP-101664 SS1
Lineage: Eukaryota; Fungi; Basidiomycota; Agaricomycetes; Polyporales; Polyporaceae
Product: aspartic proteinase precursor
Exons: 10
Coding region: 1-1242 (413 amino acids)
Biological process (GO): proteolysis
Molecular function (GO): aspartic-type endopeptidase activity
Source: RefSeq, a predicted model, not a curated record